GCGGGCGAGGUUCGGCUAAGCGCGAAAUUGUAUCAACGCCCUUGUCGACUUCGUAUAUCGUACAACUCCCUUGCAACCCCCCUUGUAAUCUGUAAUUUGGAGUUCAACCUAGGAAAGAUCUGACCACAAUCUUGCUCUCAGCAGUAUCAGCUUGCCGGCCGUAACCUACCGCUGGACUCAGUUUACGACGGUCUUCACGGCGAGGCGGCGAUGCAGGAAAGCUGCUACAUAUGACGAAUAGGUCAUAAUCAUCUCCCAACAUAAUUCUAUUCACCGAUACAUCUGGGACUCAUAUCGUCAUGACGAGGAAGCCAGCGUUAUAUUCUAUCGUCAUUUCUCGUCGGGAGAGCGACGACGCCGCGGCCGAUCGGGAUUAUAGAGCGGGAGAUCUGUGUAUCGAAUGGGUGGAUUACCAUUCCGAAAAGGACAUCGGUAAUCAGGACCCUGGACUAGAGUCUCUAAGUACAGGCCCGCCCGGAUCAGCGACAUUGUCGCCUAAGCCCUCGAAGCAAACAUCCAGUCUUACUGUAGAUGUUGGCACGGAUGUCUCGAAUCAACCGGGAGCCCGUCCCCUGUGUCGUUCCCCAGCCUCUGAGCACGGUCCAGGCAUUCCUUACCCGGUACAAAGGCAGACACAGGGAACCACCGAGCUCGGGCCGGGAAUCAUCCAUCUCUUCAAGCAUUCUCAGCCCUUGAGCCUGUUGGAAGCGCUUGAGGCGGAUUUGGCAUCAGGCGGGAGUAAGACGGACGACACCAAAGAGAGGAAGGCGAGUUCUGAGAGCAAGGUAGCAGGCAAGGUGGAAGUACAAGCAGACGCAGAAGGUCAGGAUGGAACUCUGAUAGCCAUUCUUGCGGUACCGAUAUGGAUGGAUGUUGCGAACCUCGGUUACUGGUUAGGAGCCUGGACGACUUGCUUGGAAGGUUACAGAAUGAUUCGCGAUGCUUCUCCAAACAAGACCCUGGUCCUGCUCAAAUUCCGUGAGACUCAGGAAGCCAACGACUUUGUGUCGAUUUACACGGGAAAGACCUUUACCACCGACCGAGAUCGGACGGAACAAUGCCACCCUAUGCGGAUUCAUCAUCUGAUCUUGCAUACGGUGAUGGAUGCUCAAAAGGAGGAAGCAACUCCCUUGCCCUCGCUUCUGACCGGAAUCCCUCCGAAGAGCAUUCACGAGCUGCCGACCUGUCCUGUCUGCCUGGAACGCAUGGACUCGGUCGUUACGGGAUUGGUCACUACCCCUUGCUCGCACGUCUUUCACUGCAAGUGCCUAUCGAAAUGGGGAGAAUCCGAUUGUCCAGCAUGUCACCUAUCUCAUCGCACGCGGGAGUCCGAGGCGCAUGUUCCCUAUUCCAAAUGCAUGCUGUGUACCGAGGAGAAGAACGAUCCCAAGGCGAAUUGGGUCUGCGUGGUUUGCGGUUAUAUCGGAUGCAGUCGAUACCAGCAGGGACAUGCGAGGGAUCAUUUCCUGCGAUCGGGGCACGUGUAUUCGAUGGAGAUUGAUACUCAGCGCGUAUGGCAUUAUCUCGAGGACACCUAUGUCCAUCGGCUUAUUCAGAACCGCUCGGACGGGAAACUGGUUGAAUUACCUUCUGCGACAUCAUUGACCACCUCGACCCGGGUGCCAAGCGGCAUCAAUUUUGAUCGCUUCAAUGCGACCGCCCUGGCCAAAGGUUUUGGUCCGACAGCGUCUGACGAGAAGAAGAUGGCUCAGCUGGAGGAUAUCACUCUCGAAUACUCCUAUCUCGUAUCGGAACAGCUCGAACAGCAAAAGCAGCUGCACGAUGCCGAGAUGCGAAACCUGUCGAGACAGCUUAAAGAUGCUCAGCAGAAGGCUGUCGAAGGGGAACAGUGGCGGAAAAAGUACAUUCUAGCGGAGGAUGCGCAGAAGUCGCUGGAGAGCAAGAUGUUACCCGGACUGGAGCAGGCCAAGGCUCAGGCGGAAUCCAAAUUUGAAAAGAUAUCUGGCUUGGCGAGAAAACUACAGGACGAUUUACGUACAGAGAGGGCCAUGGGCUCAGGUCUGAUGGACAAACUCAAAGCUACGGAAGCCAAGCUCGAAGCUUCUCGAAAAGAAACAGAAGCGGCUAAGGAGCAGAUCGUCGAGUUAGAGGACAUGGUCAAGGACGUGACGUUUGCCUUGGAGAUGCAGGAAAAGACACGGGGCACUGAGGCGGAGGGUGGGGAUAUCAUCAUAAAAGAAGGACCAGGGGCGAGCAGCAAGGCGAAGAAGAAGAAGAAAAAGUAGACUUGAUGACACAAAACGCAAAAGGGACGUCAUGAUCAAAGUUGUACAUCGGUCCGAUCUAUACCCAGCUCCACAGGCUACAUCGACGACAUUACUA
Filobasidium floriforme is the source of this 2343-nucleotide messenger RNA. Its product is annotated as putative RING finger protein. Gene Ontology annotation, cellular component: cytoplasm. NCBI's taxonomy places the organism in Eukaryota, Fungi, Basidiomycota, Tremellomycetes, Filobasidiales, Filobasidiaceae. Gene Ontology annotation, biological process: protein ubiquitination; Ras protein signal transduction. The transcript has 4 exons. The record is from RefSeq and is a predicted model, not a curated record. Gene Ontology annotation, molecular function: zinc ion binding; ubiquitin protein ligase activity. Bases 300 to 2246 code for a protein of 648 amino acids.